Aphanomyces invadans is the source of this 588-nucleotide messenger RNA. RefSeq lists its product as hypothetical. NCBI's taxonomy places the organism in Eukaryota, Oomycota, Saprolegniomycetes, Saprolegniales, Verrucalvaceae. The transcript is spliced from 4 exons. The record is from RefSeq and is a predicted model, not a curated record. The annotation marks the transcript as partial.
AUGAACACUGCGCGCAAAACACGUGAGCUUUCCUACGAGGAGAAGUUGGAGGUCGUCGCACAGCUCCAUCAGUCCAUGUCUGGCGGAAAGGUGAACAAAUUCCUGCGAAACAGCCACAUGCCAUCAGCGAAGCCUGGUCGUGUUGGACGCAAACCAACCCACACGGAUGACGAGAUAACCGUCCUCAUCAGCGACGUACCCGAGGAGCAACGCUCAACCAUGCGUGAUAUCGCCGAGGUCACCGGACUGUCGUUGUCUGCCGUGUACCGCAGCUUUCGCAAAGGAACCCUGAAACGGCGUUCGUCUCGACUCAAGCCUCUGAUCACGGUGGCGAACAUGCUCGAACUCCGGCACUUCGAGUUUGACGACAUGUGGGACAUUGUUCACCUCGACGAAAAGUCGAUUAACGCCGACAAGGACCGACGUAAGGUGUACCUUGUGAAGGGCCCGACGAUCGCUGUCAUAAGCAAACGGUUUAUCCCCAAAGCGAUGUUUUUGGCCGCCGUGAUCGGCAUGUGGCCUUUUGUUGAGUACCGGCCUGCUGUCCGCAACUCGCGCAAUCGUCCAGAUGGUGCCACGGUGCCUACA